AUGUCCUCUGCUACUCUUCCCACUGGCCCGAGCGACGCUCGCUACUCUACCACCGCAGCCGUUGCUGAGAUUGAGGCCUCCAACGCUACGCUUUCGACCCAAGUCCAGCAGAAUGCGAACCAGCUUCAUGCCGCGGCUACUAACGCUGCACGGACUGCUGAGUUCAAAGAGCCUCAGGCCGCUUCUGCCGUCGACCAGCUAGAGCAAGGCCUCAGCCAGAAGACGAACGUUGCCGCAUCUGAAGGCGCAUAUGACGUAGAGUCUGCGAAGGCCUCGGCAACCGGCUACGUCGAACAGGCCAAGAAUAUCGCUGGCAACGUCUUCACUACGGCCCAGUCGUACGCCUCUGGCAUCCCCCCUGCGACGAACGGCGCUGCUGCCGGUAUCGGCGCGACCGUGCAAUCCGCCCUCCAGACCGGCAAGGAGUACCUCGCCUCCGCGCAAGCCGCCGCACAGCCAUACAUCGAGACCGCGGCUGGUACUGCCCAUGCCACAAUCGAGAAGGCCAAGGGCGCCGUGUCACCCUCCACCCAGACCGGCGCCUCCGUAUCUGGAAAGCCCUCGGACGUGCCUGCUUCGACUGCCAGCCUCGAGUCUGGGCCUCACGUCGUCGAUACGCCGUAUUCCGCGGGCGAAUCGAAGGUCGCUGAGUUGUAGGCUGUUCAGGUUGACCGGGCCGCUUCAGUUGCCCUUGACGAGUACUUUAUGACGCUAACGUAGACGCUUUGGGACUGCCCCUGUAUAUGUAUGCUAUACCGCCUCGAUGUAAUUAUACAAGAAC
Messenger RNA from Dichomitus squalens LYAD-421 SS1, 781 nucleotides. RefSeq lists its product as uncharacterized. The transcript is spliced from 4 exons. NCBI's taxonomy places the organism in Eukaryota, Fungi, Basidiomycota, Agaricomycetes, Polyporales, Polyporaceae. The record is from RefSeq and is a predicted model, not a curated record. The coding region runs from base 1 to 657 and encodes 218 amino acids.